Messenger RNA from Vicia faba (fava bean), 1317 nucleotides. The record is from the annotation of a GenBank genome assembly. Lineage: Eukaryota; Viridiplantae; Streptophyta; Magnoliopsida; Fabales; Fabaceae.
AUGGGAACUCGAAUCCCUUCGCAUCAGUUAAGCAGUGGACUCUAUGUUUCGGGUCGACCCGAACAGCCGAAGGAGCGGUUACCGACAAUGUCGUCGCGUUCUGUUCCGUACACCGGCGGUGACCCGAAGAAAUCCGGUGAGCUUGGUAAAAUGCUUGAUAUUCCUGGAUUGGAUCCCAAAUCUUCGCAUCCGUCUUCUUCCUCUCAACACAACAGUGGUGGGCAGGUGAGAUCCAGGCCGAACUCGGGUCCGAUAGGGAGAAACAGUGGUUCGGGUCAAAUUGGGAGGAAUAGUGGUUCGGGUAAUAUGUCGAGGAAAUCAACCGGUUCUGGACCGAUAGCGUUGCAGCCGACUGGGUUGAUAACGUCGGGGCCGGUUGGAUCCGGUCCGAUUAAUGUGAGUAGGAGGUCGGGUCAGAUGGAGCAACCGGGUUCGGUGGGGGUGGGGAAAGCGGUUUAUGGUUCGGCGGUGACGAGUUUGGGCGAUGAAGUGAAAGUUGGGUUUAGGGUUUCGAGGUCGGUGGUGUGGAUUUUUAUGGUGGUGGUUGCAAUGUGUUUGCUUGUUGGUGUGUUUUUGAUGGUGGCUGUGAACAAGGCUGUGAUCUUGUUUGCGCUUGGAGGGAUUAUUGUGCCUGUUGUUGUUUUGAUUACUUGGAAUUGUGUUUGGGGAAGAAAAGGGCUUUUAGGGUUUGUUAAAAGGUACGCUGAUGCUGAACUUAGAGGUGCCACUGAUGGACAGUAUGUUAAGGUUACUGGGGUUGUAACUUGUGGCAGUAUUCCUUUGGAGUCAUCUUAUCAAAGAGUAUCUAGAUGUGUAUAUGUCUCCACAGAAUUAUAUGAGUAUAAAGGAUGGGGUGGAAAAUCAGCAAAUCCUAAACAUCGAUGCCUCACUUGGGGUUCUAGAUACUCUGAGAAAUACGUAGCAGACUUCUACAUAUCAGAUUUCCAGACCGGGUUAAGAGCAUUAGUGAAAGCGGGCUAUGGUGCCAAAGUUGCUCCUUUCGUGGAACCCACUACUGUUGUUGAUGUUACAAAAGAGAACAGAGAGUUAUCUCCAAACUUCUUAGGCUGGAUUGCAGACCGCAAACUCUCUACUGAUGACCGAAUAAUGCGUCUCAAGGAAGGGUACAUCAAAGAAGGCAGUACAGUAAGUGUGAUGGGAGUAGUCCGUCGACACGAGAAUGUGCUCAUGAUUGUUCCUCCAACAGAGCCUGCCUCAACUGGUUGUCAAUGGAGCCGCUGCCUUUUGCCAACCAACGUUGAAGGUCUUAUCAUAACAUGCGAGGACAACCAAGAUGCCGAUGUCAUUGCUGUUUAG